This is a messenger RNA of Lycium barbarum (goji berry), 1890 nucleotides long. RefSeq lists its product as uncharacterized. The record is from RefSeq and is a predicted model, not a curated record. The transcript has 9 exons. Lineage: Eukaryota; Viridiplantae; Streptophyta; Magnoliopsida; Solanales; Solanaceae. The coding region runs from base 290 to 1657 and encodes 455 amino acids.
UUUAUUCCUCCAUAUCUGUAAAAAGUUUUUCUCCUUCUCACUUGAAAAUUCUUCAAAUUUUCACUACUCAAUUCACUCAAAUCUCUUAAAUCUGUAUGCUAAUACCACAAAAUGUGACCAUAUUUUAAAGACCCAAAAUCCAUAAGAAAAAAUUGUGACUCCAUCAGAAAUCGAGUUAUCUAAAGCGGAAGAAAGUUCAAAGUUAGAAGUUUGAAGCUGCAAGUGUUUGAAGUUGUAUGAAGUUUCGAAGUUGUUUGGAGUUUUGAAGUUGUUCAAAGUUUUGAAGGAAAUGAGAGGAACUGGACGAGGUAAAAACGGGAGAGGCGGGACAGGCUGUGGACGUGGAAAUUCUGGAACGACGUCUCAACCACAAAUACAAUCAAUAGGGAUUAACGAGGCACCUUUGGAGAUAGGACAAUCAAGUAACCCAAGUCAAGGAACUCUACAGUCCGGACAAAUAUCAUGUAACCCUCUCCAAAGAACAUCUCCAGAGACACAAUCAUCAAGGAAUCUGGAAGAAAAUGCAUGCCCCUCUCCAGAGGCUGAAAAUGGUACAUUUUCUCGCAUCAAUAAAAAGAGAGGAAGGGGAAAAUAUAAAUCUAAAACAGUAGAUAUAAAAACUAAGUAUGGAGGAAAAAUCACAAUAAUGAUUCCAGAUGACAUUGAUAGAGCUGUGGGUUCCGGGGCUAGAGAUAUUGUUAAUUACUCUGGUUUGAUCAUGAGGACCUAUAUCUCGUUUCGAGAGGGAAAAUGGCAAAAUAUUGUUUUGAAAUACGGAGAAGCAAUGUGGUUACAGGUCCAGAACAAAUUUGAAGUUUGUGGUGGGCUGCGAGAGCAUAAGUUGCAAGGCUUUGUGAUAAGUAGUAUGCAAAGGCUUGUUAGAGCAUGGAAAGCUCAAUUGCACACUGAUUACCUCCGUUAUUCUACUGAUGAAGACAGAUUGUCUCAUCGACCUGAGGAUGUUCAGUUGGAGGACUGGAAAUACCUAGUAAAGUAUUUUGGAAGUGAGGAAUUCAAGGUUGUCAGUGAGAGAAACAAAAGAAAUAGGGCAAAGCAAAUAACUAAGCAUGCUUGUGGUACAAGGUCUUUUGCAGAAGUAGAAGAAUCUACGAGAGAUCCGGUUUCUGCAGAAAAGGACAAACCAGAUAAAGUGUGGGAGAUCCAACAUACACGUAAGAAUGUUAACGGAGAACGGGUGUGGUUGGAUUCAAAAUCCCAACAAAUUCAUGGCCAGCUUCAGCAACUUGUUGUUGAACAACAAUCUGAAGAGGUUGGGUAUCCCAUGACUAGAGAAGAGAUGUAUUCAUCCAUUCUUGGUCAGAGAUCAGGCUAUGUUCGUGGUUUUGGAUAUGGAAAGAAGCCUCCCAGAAAGACUCAAAUGCAGCAGGCAAACAUAGAAGCCAGCGUGUCUUCUACGAUGGAAAUUAUGCGUCAAGAGAUGCAAGCUGAUAUGGACCGGAAGUUCCAAGAAGAACUGAACCGAAAGUUGCAAGAAGAAAAUGAACAGAUGGCUAUCGACUUAAAAAAGAAGAUGGAAGAAGAUUUGCAAAAAAAAUUGGAAGAGGAGCGUGCACACAUGAGAGGAGAAUUUGACAAGAUGAUCCAAGACCAAAUGGCUACUUUCAUGACUAGAAUUCUACAGGGACAAGGUUCUUAAGCAAUGGGGCUGCCCAAAGAGGAGCUUCAAGGCGUGCAAUGGAAGUUUUUGAUCAUAUGUAAUAUGCAUACAAUGGAAGUUUUUGAUCAAAUGUAAUAUGCAUACAAUGGAAGUUUUUGCUUUUGGAUCAUAUGUAAUAUGCAUACAAUGGAAGUUUUUGCUUUUGAAUCAUAUGUAUAUGCACACAAUGAACCGAAGUACUAUAUAUAUGUACGUAAUAUAUAUGCAGUUGA